UAAAAUUGAAAAUAUUUUUAAUAGCUAUACAAAUGAAGAGACAAAGUAAAUUCCUGAACCAGGAGAGCCAUAAUAACCAUUGAUAUCUUCGUUCGAGUACAAGUCCUGUAAAACCAGCUCAUAAAAAGAGUCUUUCAAGAAGUCCGAACCGUAAAAGCUUGUCAAAAAUUCCAAAAUCGAGAAGGAUCAGAAGAAAGAACAUGAAAUUUACUCGCAAGGAUAAGUACAACUCUGCGUUUCAGCCUUACAACCAGAUAAUAGGGAUGAGUGGGAAGAGUAUACAAUAUUUUAGCUCGAACAAGAAGAUCUCUGAGAAAAUCCUUUUCCAAGCCCCUGUUCACCAAGACGUCUCAAUUCAGAAGUCAACAACUGCAGGCAACCUGAGGAGAUUAAGGGUUGCACAGGACCAUAAUAAUGCCUGGGAUCAGUUCAACGAUGAUUGUUGUGAUGAAAUCCCCCAAGAAAAUUCAACAGUCAGUGCUAAUAAUAUCAGGCUUUUUGAGAGCCGUUUUAAUUUCAAGGAAAAAUAAGGGUCAUAAACUUCAUCCUGAUGACUUUAAUAUUCUAAAAGGCUACGAUUGAGAAGUAAGGAAUCAAACUUCCCGAAAUUCACCGCCUAAAAAGCUGCACAUUAGCCUGAAAAAUAACAGAAAUUUACAGAAUGGUCGGAAUAAGUCACCUGCAUCCUCGGAGCAAUCUCCUAUGAAAUAUGGGGUAAAUUGUAAAGCUACAUACAGCUGAGGAUUCUCAACCAAAAAGAGCAGCACAAUGAGGCUCAAACAUUUACUUAGUAACGAUGAAAAGAUCAUCUCAAAGUAUAAUAAUGUCAGAAAAUUAGGACAUGAGGAAAUCAAGGAAGAACAAGAAUUAUCUGAGUCAAAGAUGAGAUCCGAUGAAGGAAAGCAAGGAGAUUCUCUUAGUUCACCAAUUGUACAUAAAAAUCCGUUCAAGAAGAGCAGUGGGGGCUCUCCCGGAUAUCAAGAAAUUGAGACUCCUGAGUUUCUACAUAGAAUGAAGAUUGCAGGAAGGAAGGAUAAUAGCCAACCAAGGAAGAGAAGUUUGAUUUUUAAUUUCAAAACAUUACCAAAGAAAAAUAAGAGAAAGAAGUCAGUGCCAUUUCCAGUCCAUGAUUCUAAUUUAUUUAAUUUCAAUUAA
This is a messenger RNA of Moneuplotes crassus, 1155 nucleotides long. NCBI's taxonomy places the organism in Eukaryota, Ciliophora, Spirotrichea, Euplotida, Euplotidae. The record is from the annotation of a GenBank genome assembly.